Molecule: messenger RNA, 2808 nt
Organism: Daktulosphaira vitifoliae (grape phylloxera)
Lineage: Eukaryota; Metazoa; Arthropoda; Insecta; Hemiptera; Phylloxeridae
Gene: wfs1
Product: wolframin
Exons: 12
Coding region: 110-2692 (860 amino acids)
Biological process (GO): endoplasmic reticulum unfolded protein response; calcium ion homeostasis
Cellular component (GO): endoplasmic reticulum membrane
Molecular function (GO): protein binding
Source: RefSeq, a predicted model, not a curated record
ACCACGUCCAUAAAAUAAUGUAUGAAAUUAUGCGGCACAAAUACAUGUUUUGAAAGAUAUAUUUGAGAUGAACAUAAUGUUGAUGUCAAUCAGCAAUUAAUUUAUUUUAAUGAAUUUUAGACAUCUAUUGAUAAAAAAUAUUAGAAUAGCGAUUAUCAUUUUCAUCUUAUCUAUAUAUGAUCAUUUACUCCUUAUCUUACUAAGAGAAGACAAACUGGAUCAAAAAAUGGCAAAUCCUAUUAUUGGAAGAAAAUCUACGCGAAGAAAACAGUGGACUUUGCUAAAUCGUCCUCAAAAUCGAUAUAAUCGUUUUGGAAGCUAUUUAGCUGAAGAUGGUUGGCCAGAUUCACAAGUUGAUUUAGCAAAACAAUUACUUAAUGAGAACUGUGAUGAAGAAAAAGAUAUGGAAGAAAAUGCUUCUUUAGGUGUUUACUGGUUAAUUAAAGCAUCAUCCCAAGGGCACAAAGAAGCUACUGAAAUUCUAAAACAAUGUUUGGAAACUGGAAAAGGUAUUAAUGAACAUAAUUGGUUAGAUGUAAAAGUUUGUCUUGAAACUUCUCAAGAAGAUAAAAUCAUUCAAAAAACAGCUCAUGAAAUUUUUGACAGUAUGUCAGCUGGAGAAGAUUUUAUUACUAGUGAUCAAUUAAAAGAUGAAAUUAAUCAAGCAUGCUGCUCAAAUAAAUUUAAAUCAGACAUAAUCAAGCUAAAUAACAUAAGGUCAUCAAAUUCAAAUUGUCAAGAUUGGAAAUCUAGAAUGAAAAAAUCUGGUGAAAAGCUAACUGAAGAUAUUAUAAUUAAUGCAGCAAAAGAUUUUUCUCGUGGACAGAUGCCUUUAGUACAAAAAUUGCUCACUAUUGAAGAAAACAAAGAUGCCAUAUCAACUACUUGUGAUUUAUUUCUUCAACCUGUUUACUUAAUACAAUCUUACAACUUAUGUUUGCAAGAAAGACUGAACAAACGUUUUACAAAACUACCAUUUAAUCCACUAUCAUAUAUACAUGCACCAACAAUGUUGUUUACAUUAUUAAGUUUUAUCUUGGGUUGGGAAGGAAUUCGUACAGCCACACCAUAUAUUCUUUACUAUGGAUCAUUAUUUGCUAUGAUAGCAACAACCAUAUGUGCAUUAUGUGCUAAAAGAGACUUUGGACGUUUUCGUCGUUGGUCAAAUUUAUUUAUAACUUAUAGUGGUGGUAGCCUGAGUGCUCAAGAAGCUGAAUAUCAACAUUUAAUGAACACUCUAAAACCUUAUGUUUUUUUUUUUGCAUCAUUAGGAAUACAUUUGUUUUUGAAAACAAUAGUUUAUUCUAAUAUUUUGUUUCAAUCUGAAUUAACAGUUGUAUCUUUCUGUCUCACCUUUUAUACAUUGUACUCUUUUUCAUUAUGUGGUCCAAAAUUAGGCAAAACCAACAAUUUUGAUUUUAUUGCACUAUUAUCAUUUUGUGUUAAUGUUUUGGCAAAAUAUCCUUAUGAAACAGAUGCAGUUGUUAGUAAAGAUUGGCGGUUUCUUAAUUUACAUGUACCUACAUUUGCAUCUUAUGUUAUUGGUAACGGAGUUGAAUUUUGUUUAAAUUUUCGAGCAUUAUUUUAUUUAAUAAUGCCAGCAAUAAUGAUAAAAAUGGCUGCUCGAAAUAAUUGGCGUGGUAUUUAUACUGAUUUAAUACCACAUUGUAUGACAUUAUCAUGGUGGCAAAUAGCCUUAGUUGCAUCUCAAGAGUCAACGUGGUAUGGUUUAGUUCGUACAAUAUUAGCUUUGGUUUGCAUGUUCAUACUGUUUCCAAUAACUGGUCUUUGCUUACCAUUUAUUACUAUUGGAAAUAAUUUUGAAACUCUUUACCAGAUCAUACAGUUACCUAUUAUGUUAUUAAUUAUGUGGUUAUUUCAUAUUGUUUUACAAUAUUUUAAACGAAAAGGAUAUCACACUGAAAUAUUCUACAAUUAUUUACGGAUUUCUAUAGUUUUUGUUGGUAUUAUUUUAUGUGUAUUAAACAAUUAUGAAAGAAUACAACAUUGGCUUGAAUCUUCUACUGAACAUCAUUUGUCUUAUAAUGAAUAUGCAGAGUAUUGCAAAAAUUAUGAUUUCUUAAAUUCUGACAAUAUAAAUUUAUCCAGUGAUAUGAGGUGUUCACAACUAAUAGAUGUCAGUGUACAAUGGGAUGGUUAUGUCAAAUCUAGUAAAGUUGUUUCAAUAUAUAAUCCAGUUUUAGCUAUUUUGAGUGUUUUCCCUAAAGUUUUCACAAACCCUCUGAUCUGUCUACUAGGUGAACGUUAUCCUUCAUGUUCCAACAAUUUAGGCUGUAAUGUAAGCUCUAAACUAUCAGAUCUAUGUCAUUUAUCUCAAUGGAACAAAUAUACUUAUGAAAUUGAAGUAGAAAUCAAUAACAAUGGUGGAUGGGGAACAAGUAGUGAAAUUGCAGUAUUGUUGACUAGCAAUGAAAACAUCCUAUUGGAUAAUGCUACUAAAAGUUUAAAAGAACACGACCACAUUUGGUUCUCAGGUAGAUUAAUAGGCAGUUCAAAUGGUGUAAUUAUAGCUAAACGACCUUCAAUUUUUGUUUCAUCUAUUGGAUGCUUGGCUUGUUCAAGUGGACCAAUAAUGAGUAACAUCGAACAAAAGUCACUAGAAGAUGAGUUUAUUAAAAAUAUUAAAAGGCUGUUUCAAUUUAUUUUAUAUCCAAUAGUGUUGUUUAAAUAAUUUUGUGUCUAUAGUUCAUACUAAAAAUACUAACUGAUAAAAUAAAAAUUAUUACUUGAUGAACAUAUAGUUGAAUGUUAAUUUGAAAAAUGUAUUAAAUUAAAUGUUAACUUUUA